Humulus lupulus (European hop) is the source of this 783-nucleotide messenger RNA. Its product is annotated as probable plastid-lipid-associated protein 13, chloroplastic. The transcript has 9 exons. Lineage: Eukaryota; Viridiplantae; Streptophyta; Magnoliopsida; Rosales; Cannabaceae. Bases 1 to 783 code for a protein of 260 amino acids. The record is from RefSeq and is a predicted model, not a curated record.
AUGUUUCCCGUCACCGACCGAAGAAGCUCGUGCCUUGAGCGGCUUAAUCCGACGCCUCGUCCAACGACGUCACCAUUCUUGGAGGGUCAGUGGAGUUUCGAAUGGUUUGGGUCUGGAAGCCCAGGUUUAUUUGCUGCCAAAUUCAUAUCCGAGAGAUUUCCCUCAAAUUUGGCUAACUUGUCGAAAAUGGAUAUGGUGAUCAAGGAUGGAUAUGCAAGAGUUACGACAAACAUGAGAGUUUUGAACUCAAUAGAAACCAAGUUUACUCUGUCAACAAAAUUGAUUAUUGAUGGACCACUUCGAAUGAGAGAGGAAUACACAGGAGGGGUUUUUGAGACACCAAAGGUUAUUGAAGAAACGGUGCUAGAACAGGUUAAAGGUGCACUUGGUCAGGUAGCAAACACAAUACAUCACCUUCCUGUACCUGUUAGGGAUGCUUUCACUGGUGGUCUGAGAGUUCCUUUGAUGUUUGGUAAGAUAUUUCUUGUUCUUUGUCCUGGAAAUAACUACUGUAUGGGACAGAACCCUGUCCUUUCAGUUCUUACUUUGUUUACUAGUAAUGUCUUCUAUCAUGGUUUUUCUGGAUGUCAAAAUGUGAAGCAAGAGAUGAGUUGCGACAGUGGAGGCUUGCAGGCAAAUGGUUGCGACAGUGGGGACGCACUAGCGAGGGUCGUGCCGGCGAUGGAGUUGCGGUUGUGGGAGAGCAAAGGUGGGGCUGAAGGCGAUGAGGACGACAUCGUGGUUCCCCUGAUUGAUCUUCUUUUGCAGUGUAAGGGUGAGUAA